UGCAGUCGGCGCUUGCAGUCCCACUGGGCCCCAGAGCCCUGCCUCGCCUCGCCUCGCCUCGCUUUGCCUCAGGAGCCAGCCUGCUAGGUAAGGCAUCAGAGAGAAAAGACUUCCCUAAAGUCACAUAAGCAGGAGGUGGAAGAAGCCGAACUUCAGCCCAGGCCUCGUGACUGCCAAGUGAAGAGCCCUUGCCACUGGGGCGUCCAUUUUGUGCUCUGGGGCCAAAGGUCCCAGCCCUCCUCCAGAAAGCUCUUCCGUGCUCUGAGGGUCUCCGUGGCCUUCAGGGGUCCCACGUGCAGCCCAGGGCUCUGGCCUGCCAUCUUUCUCUUUCCAGUGGAGAAGGCCCUGAAGUGUUGGAGACCAAGUUUGGCCCUGCUUUCUGACCUACUGAGACCUUUUGGGAUCCUGACUGUGUCAUUUAGCAGAAUCUUAGGGUCUCUGGAGUCAGCAGAGACAUCAGCAGCGACCGUCCAGUCCGACUUGUGCCACGAGACUCAAACCAUCUCACAGGAGGGAGCUGAGGCCCGGCGCUGACUCGCCUGAGCCCUCACGGCCCUUGCCUUCCUCAACCUGCUCUCCUUGUCUGUGGCCUUUCGGCACUCUCCUUGACCUACCUAAAGACCAAAUCAAGAAGAGAGGAAGAGACAACAGAGCAGACAGAGCACACAGAACCACCCCAGCUCCGGGAAGGUGGGAUCAUUGGGGAAGAGUGAGUAACACCUACUCCCGUUCCAGGUCCGGCCUCUGCCCUUCUCUUGCAAGAGUACUUGACGGCAGGAGACGGGAUAAUUCUAAGGGUUGGGAGUCAAAGUAAAUAUGGGUGGUUGGACCUAAUUUUGUCAGGUCAGUUGCCGUAUUUUCCAGAUACAGAACCAUACAUUGAUCAUUAGUGGUAGGCCAUAGAAUUCCAGAGCUAAAGGGGCCUCGGAGCAGAGAAUGUCAUAUUUGGAGGGGGUUUUCAUACAGAGAAUGUCAGAGCUGAGAGGCAACUUAGAACACAGAUUUUCAGAUUUACAAAUGGCCUUAGAACAGGGAAUGUCUGUGCUCGGAAAAACCUUAGAAUGGAAACUGUUAGGACUGAAAGGGACUUUGGAACAGAGGGUGUCAGAGCUGAAAGAGACUUUAAAACAGAGAAUACCCAAACUGGGAGGAACCUUAGAACAGGGAAUGUCAGAGCUGGAAGGGACUUUAGAACACAGGCUCCGCAAGCUGGGAGAACUUUUAGAACGAAGAAUGGCAGACCUGGAAGGGUUUUUAAGACAGAGAAUGUUAUACCUGGAAGGAAUUUUGGGACCCAGAUUGUCAGAUCUGGGAAAGACCUUAGAACAGAAACUGUCAGAACUGGAAGGGGUCUUAGAACAGAGAAUGUCAGAACUGAAAAGGGUAUUGGAACAGAGAAUGUCAGGGCUGAGAGGGGCCUUAGAAGAUGGAAUGUCAGGGCUGGGAGGGAUCUUAGAACAGAGAAUGACAGAGCUGGGAGGGAACUUAGAACAGAAAAUGACAGAGUUGGAACAUAUCUUGGAGCAAAAAUUGUCAGGGCUGGAAGAGACCUUAGAGAAUACGUUUUCGGAGCUGGGAGGGACCUUUGAAGAGAAAAUGUCGACACUGGGAGAGAUCUUAGAACAGAGAAUGUUGGCAUUGGGAGGCACUUUGGAAGAGAGAAUAUCAGAGAUGGAAGAGGUCCCUGAACAAGAAAUGUCAUUGAUGGAAGGGAUCUUAGAACAGAGAAUGUCAGAGCUGGGAGAUGUCUUGGAACAGAGAAUAUCAGAGCUGGAAGAGAUCUUAGAACAGAGAAUGUCAGAGGUAGAGGGUGUCUCGGAACAGAUAAUGUCCGAGCUGGAAGGGAUCUUAGAACAGAGAUUGUCCGAGCUGGAAGGGAUCUUGGCCCAGAGACUGGCGGAACUGGAGGAGACCCUCGGACAGAAAAUGGCCCAGCUGGAAAGGGCCUUAAGACAGAGAAUGUCAGAGUUGUAAGAGACCGGAGAACCGAGAAUGUUAGAGAUGGGAGGGACCUUAGAAUACAGGACAUACCAGCUGGACAAAACAUUGGAAAUCAUCUAGCCCAUUUUCCCCUUUGCUUUUUCUCUCCCUCCUGCCGCCCCCUACACAGCUCAGUGCCACCUCUUGUCAGCAGAGGAUCAGGGUGAAGGAAAGAAAAGAUAAAUUACAUCAAACCACUGAACCUCCUGAUUAGCUGCUCUGGUCAAAGUUAGGAGUGGGUGGAAGAGGUUGGGACUAUUUGAAGAAGGUUUUGGAUUAUUCUGGGACCACAGAUGAUUGAGAGAUGGCUGCUGUACCCUGUAUUAGUAAAGUAUUAGUAAAGGGGCAGUUGUGGUGUCUUGACUUGAUUUACCCUUCUGCAAGCUGUAGAUGGUUUUGA
Messenger RNA from Antechinus flavipes (yellow-footed antechinus), 2380 nucleotides. Its product is annotated as myosin-11-like. Gene Ontology annotation, biological process: lipid transport; lipoprotein metabolic process. The transcript is spliced from 6 exons. Gene Ontology annotation, cellular component: extracellular region. The record is from RefSeq and is a predicted model, not a curated record. NCBI's taxonomy places the organism in Eukaryota, Metazoa, Chordata, Mammalia, Dasyuromorphia, Dasyuridae. Gene Ontology annotation, molecular function: lipid binding. Bases 937 to 1974 code for a protein of 345 amino acids.